GGCUGCACUAACACUAUAUCAUUCCAAUAGGCUGCCAGUUGCAGUUAUUCUACACAUUGAUUUAUCUCCAUACUAUAAGAAAAAUGCUAGUGUGUCUCUCUGUUAUCCAUUCAUGAGUGGACUCAUCCAGAAUCCAUCGUUAUUCGAUUUCUUUCCACGUAACGGGACCGGAAGAUAUUUUGAGAAGGCGACCAAAGAUAUUUCCAUUCUUGUGCUAAAAUCUUUAAGGCUUUGCUUAACCCCCUCAUAAUCGAUAACAAAUACUCAAACCUUCAACUAAUUGCCACAAGCCAGAGAUAAGAGCCAGCAGGAACACUAAGCAUGGAAUCCUCCACAUUUGUCCGAGCUUCUCAAUUCUCCUUGUUCCCGGCCAAACACCAUAGCGCAAACAGGGCUACUCUUCUCUUCAAGCCCUGGAAACCAACAACAUCUCAUUCCACGACACUCCAAUGCCACAAGAUGUAUGUGCCCGGAUUUGGAGAAGCCUCUCCAGAAGCCAAAGCAGCAAAACACCUGCACGACUUUUUCACCUACGUUGCCGUUAGAAUUGUCAGUGCGCAGCUUCAGAGCUACAACCAAGAGGCGUAUGCAGAUAUGAUGCAGUUCUUGGAAAGACACUCGCUGAACGAUGGGGAUAAGUUUUGUGCUGACUUGAUGAGGGAAUCCUCCAGGCACAAAAGUUUAGCUCUGCGCAUACUAGAGGUCCGAUCCGCAUAUUGCAAGAGCGAUUUUGAAUGGGACAACUUGAAACGAUUGUCAUUGAAGAUGGUGGAUGACCGUAAUACAAGACUGAUGAGGGAUUACGUGUCGGAAACAAGUUCCGUGAAGAGCGAAAGUGAGAAGUAAUCUCCCCUCAGCCUCAAACCAGACAUAAGCAAAUUACUGCUCUGAAAUGUUGUCUUAUGUUAUGUAGUAUAUGUGUGUGUCUGUGUACUAUAUAGAAACUGGAAAUCAGAGCAGCGUCUAGUU
Messenger RNA from Sesamum indicum (sesame), 969 nucleotides. It is a transcript of the gene RBCX1, whose product is annotated as Chaperonin-like RbcX protein. NCBI's taxonomy places the organism in Eukaryota, Viridiplantae, Streptophyta, Magnoliopsida, Lamiales, Pedaliaceae. The record is from RefSeq and is a predicted model, not a curated record. Gene Ontology annotation, biological process: ribulose bisphosphate carboxylase complex assembly. Gene Ontology annotation, molecular function: protein folding chaperone.